This is a messenger RNA of Haliotis rubra (blacklip abalone), 911 nucleotides long. RefSeq names its product enhancer of split mbeta protein-like. The transcript is spliced from 3 exons. Gene Ontology annotation, cellular component: nucleus. The record is from RefSeq and is a predicted model, not a curated record. NCBI's taxonomy places the organism in Eukaryota, Metazoa, Mollusca, Gastropoda, Lepetellida, Haliotidae. Gene Ontology annotation, molecular function: DNA-binding transcription factor activity, RNA polymerase II-specific; RNA polymerase II cis-regulatory region sequence-specific DNA binding; protein dimerization activity. The coding region runs from base 35 to 859 and encodes 274 amino acids. Gene Ontology annotation, biological process: regulation of neurogenesis; regulation of transcription by RNA polymerase II; anterior/posterior pattern specification.
UAACUUGUCUCUCAGAGCUGACCACACCUCAGUCAUGGAAUCAUUUGAGAGACACACGGAAUCAGACUCGGAAUAUAUUGGAUAUAGAAAGGGUCGAAAACUAAUGGCUGAAAAACGGCGACGGGCGAGAAUUAACCAAUGUCUGUCCGAAAUCAAGGGCAUUGUGUGCGGGGCAGAACAACAAAACGACCCCAACUUCGAGAAGAUGGAGAAGGCUGAGAUUCUGGAGACGACUGUAGAUUAUCUGAGGAAUGUCAGGAAGAUCAACACAACACAUCAACACGUGAAAGAAGCAGUUCAAGCCAGAUUCCAACAUGGCUUCUCCAAAUGUGCUGAAGAAAUCCUCUCCUACAUCCAGUCUGUGCCGGGAGUGUCGGACAAUGUACAUCGUCAGCUGAGAAAACACAUCUCUCGACGUAUGACACACAUUCAACAGGUACCCGUGACGUCAUCAACAGAGGCUGUGACGUCAAACACAAGUCAGUGCUGUAAAAGACUGAGUUCUGCACCUUCCCGCAGUUCGCAGUAUCCAUAUCCGGCUGCGCAUGCGUAUAUAAACAGGACAGUGUGUACUUCCCCUGUGAAGGAAGACAACAGUUUCUCAGACAGUGGAUAUGCUGGUUCUCCGGACGUUAUCAAACAGACCACUCACAGAACUGGACACUAUCACAAAUCCACUCACUCCGACACAAAACUGUGCAAAGCGGAAUAUAAAAAGUCAAACACAAACUUUGACGACUCAAGGGUUAGUACGUGGCUUCAGAGCACGUGGUUCUACUCUCAACCAAUGAAAAUGGAGCCCUAUGCUCGCGCAGCCCUUCAGUCGCCGACCACGGGCGACGUUUGGCGACCAUGGUGACAAGUGAAGCAAAUAUCGUCAUGCACAUCCUGACAGAGGAUCUCACCUGUGA